This is a messenger RNA of Aethina tumida (small hive beetle), 10348 nucleotides long. RefSeq names its product intermembrane lipid transfer protein Vps13-like. Bases 226 to 9942 code for a protein of 3238 amino acids. NCBI's taxonomy places the organism in Eukaryota, Metazoa, Arthropoda, Insecta, Coleoptera, Nitidulidae. The record is from RefSeq and is a predicted model, not a curated record. Gene Ontology annotation, biological process: protein targeting to vacuole; protein retention in Golgi apparatus. Gene Ontology annotation, cellular component: extrinsic component of membrane. The transcript has 40 exons.
UACGGCUCAUAUGUGAUUCACUAGGCCCCAAUUAGAGAUAUUUUGAUUAUUGAUCCGGGCCAAUUAACCGUGCGAAUAGGUCACACAGUUUGGAAAUGUUGAUAGCAACCUUGGGUUGAUGUCAUCAUCACCCAUAAUAGAUUUUAUCGUUUCCUUUCGGUAGGAGUGUGUUGAGCACUCCUACUUUUACAUGUUUUUUACGAUAAUUUUUCUUAAUUAUUCACGAUGGUGUUCGAGAGUGUCCUAACCUAUUUUCUGAACAAGUAUUUGGGGCCCUAUGUGGAAAACUUAGACACAAAUCAGCUAAACGUUGGAAUAUGGGGGGGGAACGUCGAAUUCACAGACCUAAUAUUAAAAAGAAGUGCUCUUGACUCCCUAGACUUGCCGGUACAAACAGUUUUUGGCAAAAUUGGCAAACUUGCCCUAAAAAUACCGUGGACUAAUUUAUACGGUGCCGAGUUUUUGAUAACCUUAGAAGACAUAUAUUUAGUUGUACAACCAAAUGCUCAGGUUGCCUACGAUGCCCUCAAAGAAGAAAAACGUGAAUACGAAAGGAAAUUACAACAACUACUGGCGGUUGAAAACGCCAAGAAAUUAGAGGCUGAGAAAGAUAAACCAAAGACCGACUACACUUUUGUCGAAAAGCUCUCCAUACAAAUUGUAAAGAACAUCCGCUUCUCAAUCAAAAACAUUCACAUUAGAUACGAGGAUGAAAUCACCAGUCCCAAUCCUUUUGCCAUCGGUGUCACUUUGGGGCAACUCGAGGUGGUAUCCACAGAUGAAAACUGGCAGAAAGCCAUUUCAACAGCUGACAUCACCAAAAUAUUUAAGAUACUCGAAUUGGAGUCUUUAUCACUUUACUGGAAUACUAAGACUACUUUAUAUGGAGACUUAUCAGUACCUGAGCUAUGUAAAAAGUUACCUGCCGAUAUACAAUCUAAAAAUAAUAAUACUAACAACAAAUUCAUUUUGGGACCCAUUAACGCCAUGGCACGUGUCAAGAUCAACCAGAAACCGGAGCUGGACAACUUCUCCGAGCCCAGCAUCCAGCUCAACUUCGACAUGCAAAAGCUGUUCGUGGGCGUCAGCCGCACCCAGUACUACGACAUCAUCGCCCUGACCGACUCCAUGAACAUCAUGAGCAAGGGUAUACCUUUCAGGAAGUACAGGCCCAACGUGGACUCUUACAAGGGUCAUUACAAAGAGUGGUGGCACUUCGCAUACACGUGUGUGCUGGAGUCGGAAGUGAGGAGGAAGAAACGGAACUGGGACUGGGACCACAUGAGGCAGUAUCGAGACCUGCUGAGGGAGUACAAAUGCCUUUACUUGAAGAAGCUGGACAACAAAAUCGAAAAAGCUGAGCAAUGCACUUUAGAGGAUUGUGAGAAGAAAAUAGACGUAACUAACAUUGUUAUAAUCAGAAAUCAGUGCGACCUAGAGUACGAACGGGUGGUCAAAACGAAGAAGAAAUCUGGUUGGCUCAAUUGGUUGUGGAGCAGCUCAUCAAAUGAAGAACCAAAGAGUGACAUAAAGGAAGAAAUUAAAUCUUGGAUGUGGUGGUUUGCUGGUUACGAUUCUGCAACCACAAUAAAACAACCACAAAACCACAGUAACGAACUUAUGAAAAUGAUGCAGGAGGCUCUGACGCCGGAAGAGAAGGCCAAAAUGUACAAAGCCAUUGGUUAUCAAGAAAACGCCGCCCCCACAAUUUUCCCCAAGGACUUCAUCGAAAACUCCCUGGUGUUCAUCUUACGAACCCUCGAAAUCAGCCUGUUCGACGACAGUCAAGACGUGGUAACCAGAGUCCUCAACACCCAGCUCACCGGCGUCAAGUCCAAAGUCGAAACCAGACCAACAGGAAACGGCUUAAAAGUGAGCGUACAAAUCGACAACUUCACCACCUACGGCUUACCUCAAGAAGAAGACUUCAUACCCCAGCUAAUUUCGUCCGAUGCAAAAGAACAGGGGUUGCUGAAGGUCGACUUCGAGAUGAACCCGUUGAAUUCGACGUGCGACCAACGAAUCCACAUAAAGGCGCAGCCGCUGAGGAUCGUCUACGAUGCGCAGACCAUCAUUAAAAUCACCGACAUUUUUACGGUGCCUUCCAACGACACAAUCGAUGAAAUGGCCGCAGCAGCCGGCGAAAAACUAACAGACGUCAGCCAGAAGACCGCCACCGGCCUCCAGUACGCCAUCAACAAGCAAAUCCAACUGGACCUGAACCUGGACUUCAACGCCCCCUACGUCAUAAUCCCCUACGGAGGCAAGUACACCGGCUCCGAAAACGUGCUCGUGGUGAACCUCGGUAACAUCAAGAUGUACUCGCUGCCCCGCAAACUGGACCGGCUGGACGUGAAGCAGCUGCACGCGCAGGGCAACACGCAGGAGGAGAUCCUGGCCAGCAUCACGGAGAACGCCUACGACCAGUUCAACAUCGAGCUGAACAACAUGCAGGUGGUGGUGGCGCAGAGCGACGAGAAGUGGCUGGAGGGCAUCAUGUCCUCCACCACCACCUCCAUGCACCUGCUCAAUCCGGUCAGUCUGCAAGUAACUUUGGCCAAGUCGCUGAUACAGGACGACCCACGCAUCCCUCUGCACAAGUUCUCAGGAGUGCUGCCGUCGAUACAGGUCAACAUCGCCGACUCCAGGAUCAUGCUGCUCAUGUCGCUGGUCUACAGCAUUCCUUUGCCCAGCUCUGCGGCUCAGGAGACUGUCCCUUCGUUAACUAGGAGUUUGAGCCGCAGCUCAGUGAAUCAAUUAAUACAGGCGGCCAUCCAGGACCCGCACGAAAAGGUCAAGGAGGAAGUUAAGGAGUCUGAUGUGGCGCAGCAGUUCAUUAAAUUCCUGGCCAACUUUGAAAUGUCAGAGCUGUGCAUCACUAUUAAUCGUCAGGAGACGGUCCAGUCCCCCAUUACUCAGCUAGCAGUCUUCGAGUUGAAAUUGCUGACAAUUGGGCUGCGCCAGAAGAUGUACACCACCGAAGUGUCGGUCUCCUUGGACAGCGUCAACCUGUCGCAGAACAGAAGUGGAAAGGUCGUCCAGUUGGUCACCAACAAGACGGCCAGUUCCGCCGAUGCCUUAUUUAAAGUCAACUUCAUUCAGGCUAGCAAAAAGUCGCCGGACUUCCACACCUUGUACAAGUCUUCAGAAAUAACCCUCAACUUGGAGCUGGGCACCUUAUUGGUGUACGUCCACCAGGAGGCGGUUACGUCGCUGCUGCACUUCACGAACGACAUACAGGAGUUAAUGAACGACAGCAACCCGGAAGUGAAGGGGUUGUCGAAGAGCUCACUGACGAAGAGCAACACCAGCCUCGCCUCCAGCAUUCGUUCUUUACGAGACAAAACUGGCGGGUCGUUGUCGAAGAAGAAAAAGGUGGUGGACGCCAUCAAGUUUAAACUGUCGGCGUCCUUCAACGAGUUGAAAAUGAUGUUCGGGUCGGACACAGGGGAGUUGUUUGGUUGUGCCAUCAAGGGGGUGCAGUCGCAAGUCAUAAUUAAAAAUACGUACACUCAGGUGAACGCCAAGCUUAAGGAACUGUCGGUGGUGGACACCAACGCCUUCACCGUCCACUCCAAGAUAGUGCAGUCAUUAACGCAAGAAACCAUGAAGAUAGACCUGGUUAUGAACAACAUCGAAGAAGGAGUCGAGGACGAAAGGCCCAAUAUGCUGGUUCAUUGUUCUCUGGGGGCCAUUCGUAUCGUCUUUCUGAACCGUUUCGUCUCCACCGUUUUGGGCUUCUUGAACAACUUCCAAAACGCCCGCCAGUCCAUCAUCACCGUGUCCCAGGCGGCCGCCCAGAACGCCAAGGAGAACAUGAAGUCCGCCUACGAGUCGGCCGUCAAAAUAUCCCUGGAGGUCAACCUAAAGGCCCCAAUCAUUUUAGUACCAGUCGACUCGAAAAGCUUCGAAGUCCUCUACAUAGAUCUGGGUGAAAUAGCCUUGACCAACAAGUUCACGGUGCUGGCGGAGAAGAACAGUGUCGGCAACCCUGCCGUGAUCGACGAACUGAGUGCCAAACUCAGCAACCUGAAAAUCUCCACCGUCGUCUUGAAUUUGGAACGGGAGGUCGGUUCGGAGACGACCGUGCUGAAGCCGCUGACCACCACCGUGAUGGUCAAGAGGAACCUGUCCACGUCUUGGUUCAGAGGCGUCCCAGACAUCGACAUCACAGUCCAAAUAAAAACCAUAGAAGUGGUGCUGCACGACACGAGCUACAACAAAAUAAUGGGGGUGCUGAACGGCAAUCUGGCAGAGGGCGACGCCCAGCCACAACCCCAUUCACCGACAAUCAGCAAUACAGCGGCCAACGAAUUAAUCUCCGAACAACAGAUCGCCGUAGUUCACAACAAGGACGAGGAAAUCCAUGAAUUUUUGAAAUUCACCUUUGCCAUGAACACGUUGGACGUUAAGCUGCUGCAGGAGCAGUUCAUGCACAACACCACCAACCCCACCAGGUCCCGGUUCAGCUCGUUUGUCGAGAACGCACUGAACGAAUCCCAACAAUCCAACACCGGAGGCACCCAAGGCCUGGCCCAGUUCACACUCAAAGGACUCUCGAGCAAGGGCCGAAUAAUGACGGACGGCUCCAUCGUGGCCAGCGUCCUCCUCGUCGACUACCUGCUGACCGACAUUCGCCCAGGCCGUGACGGUAAACUCAACCGCCUGAUAGAGAGGACUCCAAUCCCCUACGGCAGUCAAGAAAGCUUGACCGGCAGGAGCAUGAUCGACCUGACGUUCCAGAAAAAGGACCUCGACACCUUCGUCGAUUUGAGGGUGUACAGCAUCACGUUGAUCCUCUCGAUGGACUACCUGAUGAAACUGGCCGCCUUCUUCAAGCCUCCAGUGGACGAGCCGGAAUCGACGACGAAGAUACAGAAGUCCCAGGCUGCCACUUCGGUGCACAAAUUGGCACAGGCCCAACAGCCGCCCAACCUGGCCAAUAAACAGCAAAUGACCAUUAACCUUAAGAUUGAGAAACCUGACAUAAUCCUGAUUGAAAAGACGGACGACAUCAACACCAAAGCCAUUGUGCUGAAUAAUGAAGUAUUAUUGAAAUACCGCAUCCACGACGAGCAUCAAGUAGUAAACGGCUCCAUCUCCAACUUGCAAAUGUACAUAUGCACCUACAACCCGGAGCUGCGUGACGCCUCCAAGAAGAACAUCUUGCACCCCCUCACAAUCAGCCUGGCGGGCUCCACUCCCGAAGACAAGGGUCUCCACUUGGAGUUGAUAGUAACGGACGUGCACCUGAGCGUGUCCCCCGCCAUCAUAGAACUACUGUCGAAAGUCAUCAGCACGGCCACCGCCAAGGAGGAGAUCACCCCCGAGGUCGGCGAGGUGCUGGUGAACCUGAACACGAUCUGGGAGGAACAGUGCUACGAGGACAACGAGCCGUGGUACCUGAAAACCGCGGACGCCGCCUCGGAGGUCACCGAAGACUUCCAGCUGCUUAAGAAGAAGUGUUUGGAUGAGAUGUGCAUAGUGUCCGUGUCGUCCGUUUCUAUAACGUUGGAGGCCGGUGUCGGCAAUCAAACGUUGCCCAUGAUCAUGGUCGAGACCUCUUUGAGGGGUUGCGUCCGAAACUGGAGCUCCCAGAUGGUGAUGGAAGCAAGCUUGACCUUGGAAGUGGGCUAUUACAACAGCAAAUUAGCCCUAUGGGAACCCUUAGUCGAACCCGUGACUGAAUUCGACUCAGCCGGCCAGCUAAGCUACGUCCCUUGGGAACUGAAAGUCGAGAUGGCCAUCAACGAACAAGAGGACGUGCUGAGCGGCACGAGCAGCGACGACAUCAACCGAGAAGACAAAAGCUCCGUUGUCGACAUCGACGUCAUAUCCGAGAACCGCCUCGAAAUAACCGUGACGAAGACGUGUCUGGAGGUGCUGACCAACCUGGGCAACGCCUUCGCCAACGCCCUCAAGGUGGACUUGGAGCACAAGGAGGACGACCGCACCGACGCCUCCUACAAAGUCGUCAACGAAACCGGCUUAACGUUGACGUUGAACCUUAAGGAGGGACCUUUCGCCAUGUACAACGAAGGAAGGAGCGUCAUUGACUUGGAAACGGUCGUGUUGGAGGGUACGGCCUCGGUGUUCCUCCAACUUAAAGGGGAGCAACGUCUGAUGUCCACGGUCAGGCUGCGGGAGCAGUUCUCCCAAGCUUUGGCUCCGGAGGAUUACAUUUUAGAAGUGGAGGUCAACGAUAAAAAUACAGUUUUGUCGCUGCCGGUUUUGAGGUCAGAGAUGCGAUACUUCCCACUUAUUUACAAAGGGGACACCAACGACAAUUGGGGCAUAAUCUCCCACGUCACUUUGGAAAACGGUUUGACGGUCAUCACUUUACGCAGCAUAAUUCAAGUGUACAACCACUUCAGACAACCCAUAGAGGUGUACCACAUGACCGACAAAGGCAACGAACUGAAAUUCAUCUCCUCCGUGCCGGCCGAGGGGCACAUCAACGUGCCAGUGCCAGCCGUCUACACGCAGACCAACGAGCUGUUCUUCGCCGUGCCCAACUUCUCCGUCAGCACCACCCCCUACGUGUGGAAGGACCUGCAGAACAACCUGGUGGUCACCAAGCUGCUGCAGUGCCCGCCCAGGUCACCCGAGUCCGGGUCUCAAAACUACAUAAUCAAGGCCAUGGGGGAGAUGCAGCAGGUGUACAUGGAGUCGACCAACAAGCACACCAUGGUCAGCAAUUGCUACAACAUCCACCUGCGACCGGUCAUCGAAUUCACCAACUGCCUGCCGGUCGACAUUAUCUUGAAUCUGGAGUCUCGUUCGGACGAGUACGAGAUCAAGGCGGGUCACACGUGGAACUUGCGCUUCGCCAUACCCGGAAAAUCGGCCCUGAUCAUCCGGAUCCCCAACUACUUGGAGAAGGAGUGGGUGUGCAGGAACGAAAUACUGGAGGUGCAGGAGGAGUUUGCUGUGUGGACGUUCACCAGUCACGACAGCCAAAAGUCGAUGAGCAUUGCCUUGGGUGUGCACUGCAUUAAUACCAGUGGAUCUGAGAUUAUGCAGUUGUACUGUCCUUUCUGGAUGCUCAACAAAACCGGAGUGUCUCUUGGAUAUAUUAAAUCAAAAAAGGCAACGAAAGAAGAUCCCCAGCAAAACGAAGAAACCAACUGCAUCCACCACCCACCGGACUUCAAGGGCCCAAUAAUGUUCUCAUUCAACGCCAAAAACUUCUUCGGCAAGAAAAAGGCCUCAAUAUGCGUGGACCAAGGCAAAUGGUCCAAGAAGUUCUCGCUGGACGUCGCCGGCUCCUCCGGCACCGUCAUAUGCGAGGCCAAUGACCAAACCUACCAGAUCGGCGUCCACAACCAGCUCACCUACAACGGCCUAACGAAACAAAUCACCUUCACCCCCUACUACGUGAUCCUGAACCAGGCCAACUACGCCAUCGACUGUCAGGAGUUCGACCGACCGGCCGACCCGUGGAUCACCGUCGAGGCCAAGUCGUGCGCCGCCUUCUGGCCCCGCAGCGACAAGGAGGACAAGUGCAUGAGGGUGCGGGUGCACGGCACCGAAGAGGUGACCGCCCACUUCCUGUACACCGAGAGCCACACCACCUUGCUGAAGCUCAAGAACAUGUACGGCGGAAUUAGUGUGGACGUGCAGCUAACCGAAGGGGCGGUGUACGUCAACUUCGCCAGCUGCGAAGAGGGUAUAGCUCCAGCCUUGAUAGUGAACGACACCAGCGACACCAUUGAGGUGUGGGAGAAGGAGCACGUACAAAAGUGGAACAUACCCCCCAAGCACUGCCAACUGUACACCUGGGAGAACCCCUCGGGACCCAGAAAGCUCGUGUGGCUCAAGAGCCCGAAGAAGGAAUACGAGGAUGACCUGCGCAAGGACGGACUGGGGGAAAUCACGUUGGAGGACGAGAGCCUCAUUUACUGGGCUUCGUUCCUGGAUGGGAUGCAAAGGGUGCUGCUGUUCACCGGUGAUAAGACUAUAGCGGAACAGGCCCAGUCGUCGAGCAUGAUGGAGCUCAUCCAACAAGACAUCAACGUCCAGAUCCAAGGCAUUGGUGUGUCUUUGGUAAACAACACCAUCAGACAGGAAAUAUUGUACGUGGCCAUCGCCAGCUCGGGCAUCAUCUGGGAGACGUGCAAGCUCAAAUCCAAACGAUUCAAGCCGUUGUCCAGCAAGGACAGCGAACACAUCGAGGAGGCCUACCAGUUGUACCAAAACCGUGUGAUGGCUGGCGACAAGCCACCGCAUCGAGUCUCGGUCGACGGCAAGACGGAAAUCGACUUCGAAACCAUGGAGUACUACAAGCCGGGCAAGAGGAACAUCAGACGUUGCUACCAAACCGGAUUGUGGCUUAACCUGAAGACCAGUCCCAAUCAGAUGCAGCUCCACAUCAAAGUUAACAGGAUUCAAAUCGACAAUCAGAUGUUCGAUUGUCUGUUCCCGGUUAUCCUGGCCCCGGUACCGCCACCCAAGAGUGUUGCUGCUAUUAACGACUGUAUGAAGCCGUUCAUUGAAGUGAGCAUAGUACAACUAUUAAUGAAGAACAGCCAAAUCAAACAGUACAAGUACUUCAAAGUGUUGGUGCAGGAGUUCCACAUCAAAGUAGAAAUGGGUCUCAUAAACGCCUUGUUAGGGUUGUUCGAACAAAAACCCAAGACCUACGAAGAAGAACGUGACUUGUUCUUGAAAGACGUCAACCUGGUGAACGAAAACCUGUACUCGCACGCGGCCGAAAUGUCACUUAAAGAACAGAAGAACUUCUACGAUCUGCUCCACUUCUCACCCCUGAAGGUGCACGUCAGCUUUUCGUUGGGAGGAGGCGAGUCUCAGAUGUCCGAAACUAAUAAUUUCAUCAACGUCCUGCUUCAGGGUGUCGGUGUUACUUUGACCGACAUGAACGACGUCGUCUUCAAGUUGGCGUAUUUCGAAAGGGACUACAUGUUCCUGACCCGCAACCAAUUGAUCAGCGAGACCACGACUCACUACGUGGGUCAAACCAUUAAACAAUUGUACGUGCUGAUUUUGGGACUUGAUGUGCUGGGCAACCCCUACGGACUUGUUUUGGGCAUCACCAAAGGGGUAGAAGAUCUCUUCUACGAGCCGUUCCAGGGUGCCAUUCAAGGUCCGGGCGAGUUCGCCGAAGGUCUGGUGCUGGGCGUGCGCAGUCUGUUCGGGCACACGGUGGGCGGGGCCGCCGGUGCCGUAUCCAAGAUCACCGGUGCCAUGGGUAAGGGCCUGGCGGCGCUCACCUUCGACAAAGAUUAUCAGCGUAAGCGACGUGAUCAGCUGAACAAGAAGGCCGGGAAUGUGCAGGAGCACUUUGCUCGUGGUGGAAAAGGGUUGGUUAUGGGUGUUUUUGAUGGUGUGACUGGAGUGUUCACUAAACCUGUUACUGGAGCCAAAGAGGAGGGUGUGGAAGGCUUCUUCAAGGGGCUAGGCAAGGGUGCCAUUGGCUUAGUUGCCAGACCCACUGCUGGCAUUGUUGAUUUUGCCAGCACAUCAUUCGACGUAGUCAAAAGAGCCACUGAUAGUUCAGAGGAGGUCACAAGGCUGCGCCAACCAAGAUUCAUCUCAGAAAACAGCCUGGUUAAGCCGUACAACACCAAAGACGCCCGAGGACAAAAACUGCUGGUCGAACUGGAGAAGGGCAAGUUUGCUGUCACAGACAUCUACGUCUACUUCCACGAGAUCAACAAGAAGGAAGUGGUCCUGCUGACCGACAAACGCCUGGCCUACAUCAACUACGUUGACGUCUUUGGAACCUGGCAGAUUGACUGGUCGUUCACUUGGGACGAACUGAAGAAUCCGGCCAAAAUCGUGCCGAAGGGCAUAACAAUCACCGUCUCAGGGAGUAAAAAGAAACUGUUUAAGUCGAACGAAACAAGUAGGCUUAUCGCUGUCAGUGAUGCCCGCUCGCAAAACGAAUUGUACACGAAGAUAGAGGAGCUAAGGGGAGCUUAAUAAUAUUCCUUAAUUGUUUUUAAGUCAAUAUAUUUUAUCACUAUAUAUAUAUACGAAUAUAUAUACGUUUGUUCUUGCUUUUUGAUAUAUUUUACAUGUUAAAUUCUUCGAGGUGUUUGUGCGCAAUGUGUGUGACUGUUUUUGUAACUUUUUUUUAUUUUUUAUUAUCUAUACAUACACAAUAUGCACAACUACUAGUCAUUACAAAUUGUUUUUAAUUUUGUUUAUUUUUUACUAGAGAAGUUAAUUUAUUUUCUAUGAGUUUUUUGUAUUGAAAUAUUAAUGUAUUUUUGCUUUAUGGUGCUUUGGGCGUUUUCACUUAAUGGAAUUCACACCACUUUCGUUUUUGUUAUGUGGCUUUAAAAAAUUAAAAUGCGUACUUUUUUAAUAAAGCUUUACAGCUUAA